Molecule: messenger RNA, 6468 nt
Organism: Oncorhynchus gorbuscha (pink salmon)
Lineage: Eukaryota; Metazoa; Chordata; Actinopteri; Salmoniformes; Salmonidae
Product: CSC1-like protein 2
Exons: 24
Coding region: 385-2907 (840 amino acids)
Cellular component (GO): plasma membrane
Molecular function (GO): nucleic acid binding; calcium-activated cation channel activity
Source: RefSeq, a predicted model, not a curated record
CUUAUAAUGGAAUAUGUCGGGCUUCCAAUUGCCUGUAAUUAUUCCCGGAGCGUCCGCAUCCAUUUUCGGUGUCGUUCAAUGGGACUGUGAAGCAAUUCGCCGCUUUUUAAACUUUUGCAACAAAAAGGCCAUAAUGGAUUUCAAAUAUGUUUCUGACACUUCUCAGUAGCUUACUCUCGUGAGGCUGAUUGCUUGGUUUUUAGACCUCGUCACCUUGGUGGUGGAGUUGGAACGAUAUAUUUAGCCUAUUGCGUUUGGGGUAUUGCCAUUGGAGAAAGAGAAGACUCAAACGGAACAUCAAAUUGGAUUGCCAGGUUCCCCGGAAGAUGCGGCUGUGAGCUUGCUCAGAGUGCUGAUCCUGUGGGUCUUCACCUGAUCGUGACCAUGGGGAUAUGGCCGGGUGGUGUCCGGGCCUGCAUUGCAGGCCAGGAGAACUGCUCUCCCAACAAUGAAUCCAAGGACUACUGUUACUCAGCCCGAAUCCGCAGCACCGUGCUUCAGGGCCUACCCUUUGGAGGCGUCCCCACAGUCCUUGCGCUGGACUUCAUGUGCUUCCUGGUGCUUCUAUUUGUCUUCUCAAUAUUGCGGAAAGUGGCCUGGGAUUAUGGACGCUUGGCAUUGGUGACAGACGCUGACAGCCGGAGAAGAGAAAAGGGUAACUAUGACACACUGAGAGCAAGUAAUACAAGUGUUGCCUCAGCUCUGCAUUCUGAAGCGCCAGACCGCUAUGAACGUCUCACUUCAGUCUCCAGCUCUGUCGACUUCGAUCAACGGGAUAACGGCUUCUGUUCCUGGUUAACUGCCAUCUUCAGAAUAAAGGACGAGGAGAUCCGGGAGAAGUGUGGUGAGGACGCCGUGCACUACCUUUCCUUCCAGCGCCACAUCAUCGGCCAGCUUGUGGUUGUUGGGGUUCUGUCUGUGGGCAUCGUCCUGCCGGUCAACUUUUCUGGAGACCUUUUGGAAAAUAAUCCAUACAACUUUGGGCGGACCACUAUAGCAAACCUGAAGUCUGGGACUAACCUCUUGUGGCUCCACACUUCGUUUGCAUUCAUAUACCUGCUUCUGACUGUGUACAGCAUGAGACGACACACUUCCAAGAUGCAUUACAAGGAGGACGACCUGGUGAAACGUACUUUAUUUAUCAAUGGGAUCUCCAAAUAUGCCGAAGAGGUCCACAUAAAACAACACUUUGAACAAGCCUAUGAGAACUGCACUGUUCUGGAUGCUCGAAUCUGCUACAACGUAGCCAAACUCAUGUCCCUGAAUGCUGAGAGGAAGAAGACAGAGCGCAGUUUAAAGUUCUUCACUGAUCUCAUGGCCAAAGAGCACAUGCCCACCAUGAUCAACCCCAAACCCUGUGGACACCUCUGCUGCUGUGUCAUCAAAGGCUGUGAGCAGGAAGAGGCGGUGAGCUUCUAUACGAAGCGGGAGGCCAAGCUGAAGGAGGACUACAGAAAGGAGAAAGAGAAGGUCAACACCAAACCUCUUGGCAUGGCGUUCGUCACUUUCCAGAAUGAGGCCAUGACCGCAAUAAUCCUAAAGGACUUCAAUGCCUGCCAAUGCCAUGGCUGCACUUGUCGCCAAGAGCCCAAGUCAUCCCAGUUCGGUGAAAGUCUCCACGUCUACAACUGGAGUGUGAGCUAUGCUCCUGACCCUCAGAACGUGCGCUGGGAGCACUUAUCAUUGGGGGGGAUUUCCUGGUGGAUUCGCUGCUUCAUCAUCAACUGCAUCCUUUUCCUCCUGCUCUUCUUUCUCACCACGCCUGCCAUCAUUAUCUCCACGAUGGACAAGUUUAACGUCACCAAGCCUGUGGAGUAUCUCAAUAACCCCAUCAUCACCCAGUUUUUCCCCACUUUGCUCCUGUGGGCUUUCUCUGCCCUGCUGCCGACCAUUGUCUACUACUCUGCUUUCUUCGAGAAACACUGGACGAGAUCAGGGGAGAACCGGACCACCAUGCACAAGUGCUACACCUUCCUCGUCUUCAUGGUCCUCUUGCUGCCUUCACUGGGUCUUAGCAGUUUGGAUGUCUUCUUCCGCUGGCUGUUUGAUAAGAAAUUCCUUGCUGACGCCACUGUCAGAUUUGAGUGUGUCUUCCUCCCUGACAACGGAGCCUUCUUCGUCAACUAUGUCAUCGCCUCAGCGUUUAUCGGUAACGCCAUGGACCUGCUGCGGAUUCCAGGCCUGCUCAUGUAUAUGAUCCGACUGUCCCUGGCCCGUUCCUCUGCAGAGAGGCGCAACGUAAAGAGGCAUCAAGCAUUUGAAUUCCAGUUUGGAGCGGCCUACGCCUGGAUGAUGUCAGUCUUCACUGUAGUUAUGACAUACAGCAUCACCUGUCCAAUCAUCGUCCCCUUUGGUCUGAUGUACAUGCUGCUGAAGCACCUGGUGGAUAGAUACAACAUGUAUUACGCUUACCUUCCCUCGAAACUGGACAAGAAAAUCCACUCCGGUGCUGUCAAUCAGGUGGUGGCAGCUCCCAUCCUCUGUCUCUUUUGGCUGCUAUUCUUUUCCACCAUGCGCACGGGCUUUGUGACCCCCACGUCCGUGUUCACUUUGGUGGUCCUAAUCAUCACCAUUGUGGUGUGCCUGUCGCACGUCUGCUUCGGCCACUUCAAGUACCUCAGCGCUCACAACUACAAGAUUGACACCAAGGAAACAGAUGUUGCCGUGGUUGAAAAUGGCCGCCCACCACUCCGCACCUUCUACGCUCCUUCUACUAAGUCUCAGCAACCAACGUACAUUGCCCAGGUCUUACGGGACCCAAUCACGGAUGACGCUUGCACAGGUAGUGGGGAGGAAGAUCGGGGGUCCUCACAGGAUGAGGAGAUUAUCAACACUGGAAAUAGUCUCAAUGAAGCCGAUUUCCAGUCUGGUGAAGACAGCCUCAUAGCCAACGAGGUCCACCAGUAACACUACCAGCUGAGAAGGGGAAAGAGCGAAAGAUGGUGAGAGAGGGAUUUUGGAGAGGAUGAAUGCCAGACACAAACAAACCACCAACUUCACUUUGUAUUCUAAAACAAUCCGCAGUCAUUCCUCCCCCAUGCUCACCCACUCUGUCACUUUUUUUUUGGUUGUGCCUCUGCACAUUGGCAUUACCAGAAAAUGCCACACACACACGGUGUAAUUGUCUAAUUUGGAGCUCGUCUGUACGGAUUCUUCAAUGUCCCCUCUCAGUGUAUUUUGAUCACCUAUCUGCGCGAUAUGAAUCUGGGCGUUGACGCCCAUUGUUUUAUUUAUUUAUCUACUGGAGUCCUACACUUUUAUGGAGAUUCUAUGGAGCACAAGUCCAACACUGGUUUUCAUCAAACCCCAAAAGAUGUAGUCCCAGGGAAAAAAACAUACAAUAGCCUAGACUUUGUACUAAUCCCAAAAUAUACCAACCCAUUUUUGUCUCUCUUAUUGGUAAGAGGGGGGUCAAAAUCGUGCCUGGUUUGAGUUUCUUUUCAUCCAUGUUUCCUCACUUGUGUGUCUAACUACUAAAUCCCCAUCAGGGUGGCUCAGGACUGGUGGAGAGGUCAGGAAAGUUAGGCUACAAGGUCUCCAAUGAAAUCAUGCUCCAAGCACAGGGGUUCAUUCAUUUUUAUGGGUCUACAGACUCGUACCCAAACUAAACUUGGUUCAUUCUUGUCAACGUGCAAAGCACCCUGCAUUAGGUCUUCUUUCUCAUAGUUUAUGACCAAAAUGACUUGCUUGUCCCUUUUUUCAUUGAUGUCUUCUGUUUGUCAUAAGAUAUUCAUAUGUCAUAAGAUACUCUGCCACUGAAAAUCCUAGUCAGUGGUUGGAGACACCAUCUUAACAUGACGUAUAAAGAGAUGAUGCAGUCGCUCGAGUUUGUAUUUUUUUUCUUGUUUUCUGUUUACUUCAUGUGUCUCACGUCACUGAAUGGGCAGUGCUGGAGGAUAUCAGGGCCAUGACAUCGGCCCUCUAUUGUGUCAUAAGACAUUCCAAAGACGGCUUUGAGUAUGACAUGCCAAACAGCCAACCUGCCAGGCUCCGCUCAGUUGGAUUGUGGUAUUUCUGGUGUGAUUUGUUGUCAUGACAUUUGUCUACAGUGAUGCCUUGUCACGUCACCUGGUCUCUGCUCCCCUCCAUCCUGUCCUUCUCAGUUUCCAACGGGUCAGACAUGGAUAGCUUGGUGACUCUUGCAGCCACUGACAUUGUGCAGUUUUUUUAUUUAUUUGUAUUUUUUUUUUUUUUAUUUUACCUCUACUACCUUAAACAUAUGAACAUCCACACCAGAAAUAGGAAGCAAAUGUUCUUGUCAGCGCAUAGUUCAGUUGUCAACUUCUACUGUGAGUUCUGUUCACCUUGAUCUUGAACAUUUGCACAAUCUUUCAAUAGUUUAUCUUGAGUUGUAGAUCCUCGGAAAAGCAGUGCUUUUGCACUUGAUGAUCUACCUUUUAAGCCUGGAGUUUUCAGCAGGCCUGUGAGAAGGUAUCUAUAUGGGUCCUGUCUGUGUUUAAGUGUGCACUAACAGUAGAUCAAAACAUGAGAACGCCAAACAAAGUUGCUAAGGAUUUAAACAUUAACAGACCCCCCUCCCUAUGUUCUUUAUUAUUCCUGAUUCUUGCAAUGUUUAUAUUUACUUACAGUUGAAAUUUGGAGAGGGGGGGGGGCACUGGGAGACAUGAAGAAACUGGUCUUGCCUCAAGUUGUACACUCUACCCUUAAAAUCCUACAAUCAGAAGUACGCUGAGGUGAGCUAAUGCAUCUCUGGAGGAGCCAAGUCCCAAUGAAUUAGCUGUUUUUCUAUGCUUCCUCUCAGAGGGAAUAGUAAUGAAGUAUAGAUGAACAAAAUGUAGCCUUAGUAAAGUAUUUUGCUCCUCAGGAGUCAUAAUUAUGUAAGUUAAUUUUUCAGAUAUACAGCACAAAUGAAUAGCGAUGCUUCCAUUUAUUUUUGUCACAUCAGUUUGGGUGCAGUGUGUUUUCAUGCACUUGGAUGCAAAGUGUCAUUAAGUUGUCUCUGAUUGAAGUGCAAUCAGUCAGAUGCCUGGUUGAGAACAUGACAUCAUGGGCUGGCCCUUUUGGCUUAGAUGUCGGCCAUCUUUGUUCAGUUAUACUCCUUUAAAUUGUGAUGACAUUUCAAAGCCAGUGUGCACUUGCUUUUCUAAAUGAACAUCAAGCACGAAACACAUGAAAAUACAAUCAAAUACUUCCAUAAAAGGCAUUAGGUAGAAACAAAUUAAUGCACAACUAUGUAUAUAAUUUCAUAUGUCUUAAAUUACCACAAUUUCAUGAAUUUGAUUUAUAUAAUCCAAAACAGAAAAAAGUGGAUAACAGAACAAAAGAGGAAAUAGAUGUCACUUUCCAAGAGUAAUAAAUCACUGGGUAAGUAUAAUCAAUAUACAGUAGUGAUGUCUCAUUCGCCCUAGUAGCUCCCUAAUACUGUUAAGUGGAGCAUUCUAAGUAUUGCUUUAUAAACCUAGCCAGUCCUUUCAGAUAUGCGAACACCAUAGGGAUAGGGCCAAAUGGAAGAGACUAGGGACCAAAAAUUGACCAAGUGUGGCUGCACUUGACUAGUCCAACCGAUGAGGUGCAGUGAUCGUGAAGGUCUGCUAGAGGUCACUGUAUAGCUGUGUUUUUGUAUUACUAUAAUUUAGUCAUUAGUUUUUGUAUUUCAUCUCUGUGCAAAAUGAUUUGUAAGAAACAAAGGACGUUUUACCAAUUUGCAUCAGGAACAUACAAGUGCGACAAUCAGCAAAGAAAUAGAACUAGAGCAGUUAAUGAAAUGUCUCAGGUGUACUUAAAAAAAAAAAUCUUUACAUCUUUUUGUUUUUUUUACAUUGAAUUAGUUGUUUUCAACUUUGAGCGUUUCGAUCUGUUGACGAAGCUAAUCUAUGAAAGCUGUGGCGAUUGGUAAUAUUCCAUCAGAGGAAAAAUGAAAACAUGUACCAUGGUUGUCUUGUUGUCUGCUUCCUCUGUAGACACACUGAAAUGACCAUUGUAUGGUGGUUUGUCCCUGUUUGAAAACCAUAGCUACAUGCUGGAUAUAUUGUCGCUUUUCUGUGUCUACUCUGGUCUGUAACUUCUGUAUCCCUUUAAGUGAGUGUGCACUAACACUCUGUUUAUGAUUUUAUGCACUCUUAACACAAGACUAACAACUAUCCAGUGAAAGUACAUUUUCCUGACACAAUAAGACAUAUUUUAAGAGACUUGCUUGCUAAUAGACAGUCUAUUUCUCAAUGGAAAUUAAGUUAUUUUACAGUGACACUAUUCUAUAGUGACAAAAAAGGCUUUGAGAUUCAGGUAAAUCGCAAAAGGAACUGUGUUCAGUGACACAGCCUAUUCCAGAUGUGAUACCGAUGUAUGUAUUAUAUUGAUAGCUGUGACAAUGCGGUUACAUUUAUUGUUGAUUUUUUUUUUUUUUAAUUCAUCAUGAUCUGAGUUUUUAUUUAAUUUUAUAUUUGUUGCUUAGGAUUUAAGUUGUGAAAAGAAGAAUGUGAUCUACAAAAUAAACAUGUCAAAUGCUCA